Messenger RNA from Cornus florida, 1776 nucleotides. Its product is annotated as exocyst complex component EXO70A1-like. NCBI's taxonomy places the organism in Eukaryota, Viridiplantae, Streptophyta, Magnoliopsida, Cornales, Cornaceae. Gene Ontology annotation, cellular component: exocyst. Bases 1 to 1776 code for a protein of 591 amino acids. Gene Ontology annotation, molecular function: phosphatidylinositol-4,5-bisphosphate binding. The transcript has a single exon. Gene Ontology annotation, biological process: exocytosis. The record is from RefSeq and is a predicted model, not a curated record.
AUGGAAUUAAGCAAGAGUAGUUCGACUCUAUCGGGAGAUGCAAAGGAAGGUAUGAUCUCCAUUCGCCUUCGCCCCGCUGUCCAUGGCAUUCAACGAUGGAUUGAGUGGCCAACCAUCUUCAGCAGUCACAAGAAAGCCAACGCCAACGCCAACGCCAACGCCAACGCCAACGCCAACGCCAACGCCCCGAUCCAGCUCGACAUGACUCAGCUCCAAGACGAGUUUGGGCUCAUCUUGCGGAAGCUCGCCCGUCCACGAAUAUAUACGAAAGUGAAGGAGCCUUCCGGUACUGAUAAUUCGUCUUUCACUGGUUACAGUUCGAUAACCGAUAGUACUACCACUACAACUGGCUACGGGGAGGAAUUCAAUUAUGUGGAAUAUCAGUUCAUGAGUACAAGGUUCAAGGAAUCCAUAGAUGAACUCCGGAGCAUCGCGUCCAGAAUGAACUCUGCCGGAAAACUGCAAGAGUGCUUUAAGGUGUACAAAAGUGUCCAGAAGUCUUUGGUCGACUUGAGUUUCACAAGGCUUGACAUCCGGAAAUUGAGCUCUAAUGAGCUCCGAAAUCUGGAGUGGGAAGCUUUGGAAGCGAAAGUAAGCCAGUGGAUACGAGCGGCUAAGGCUUGUGUUAAAUUUCUGUUUGAAAACGAGAAGAGACUCUUUGAACAAAUAUUUCAAGGACUUGGAACUGCCAUGGAUUAUUUUUCCAGCUGUUUUAUGGAAAUAACUAAUGAAUCUGCGCUUCGGUUAUUUAGCUGUGCUGAAGAGCUAAUUAUGGGCAUGAGAAAGAGAUUAAAGCCUGAGAAGUUGUUCAGAAUUUUAGACCUCCACAACGCUUUGUCAGAUCUUUUGCCUCAUCUUCUUGAUAUUGUUUCCGAAUCUAUCCGGAUACAAGCUGAGAAGCUGCUUUUGCAGCUUGCAGAAGCUGCAAGAGAGAUUCUAUCAGAAUUUGAGAAUGAUUUGCUUCAUGAUCAGUCUGAUUUUCUUGAUCACACAGGGAAUGUUCACAGAUUGACAGUGUAUGUUCUGAAUUACGUCGCUCAUCUCUCUUUCUACCAGAAAAUACUAACUAAAUUGAUUGUAUCAAAGCCGCCAUAUCAGAAACAAGAAAAAUUAGUUCUCAUGAACACGGAAUCUUCCAUGGAGAUUGAGGAACGAAGAACUGCAUUGGAGGUCCACAUGAUUUUGAUCAUUGAAAUUUUACAAUUCAAUUUGUUGGGUAAAUCAAAGUGCUACAGUGACGACUCUCUAGCUCAAUUAUUCAUGUUGAACAAUGUUCACUACAUUGGUCAAGAAAUCAAAGUUUUGCGAGAGAUGGUCGGCCACAAUUACUUUGACAAGUUGGUCCAAAAAAUAUCGUGGCUGGUAACGGCCUACAGGAGUUCAACUUGGGACAGGAUUUUCUCUCGUCUGAGGGAUGAAAGAUCGGUACAACCAUAUUGGACUACUUUUCUACCUGGGAGGUUAUUGACCAAGAAUAUGUUGAGAGAGAAUUUGAAGACUUUCAAUUCAAUGUUCCAAGAGGUUCAUCAGACUCAAUCAACAUGGGUGGUACCAGACUUACAUCUUCGAGAGAAGCUUCGCCUUUCCAUAUUUACGGAGUUAUUUCCGAUCUACUCUUCCUUUUUGGAGCGGUUUGAGAGUCAUAGAGGAGGUGGAGAUGGCCAAGGGAAAUACAUUAGGUACUCCAUCGAGGAUCUUAAGACUGCCAUCUCGAAUUUCUUUGAGGGACGCCCAGUGCACCAACAAACUAAGACAUGUUGUCUCGAGGGAAAAUGA